Molecule: messenger RNA, 557 nt
Organism: Aspergillus heteromorphus CBS 117.55
Lineage: Eukaryota; Fungi; Ascomycota; Eurotiomycetes; Eurotiales; Aspergillaceae
Exons: 4
Coding region: 32-418 (128 amino acids)
Source: RefSeq, a predicted model, not a curated record
CCGAACACUUUCAACCCCAUCACAAUCAACAAUGGCAUCUCCAUCUCGCUCCCUGCAGGCCUCGGCCCUAUCAAUGGCCUGCCUCUCCAUCGGACACACGAUCGGCGGCCGCCAAUGGACCUCUGACCCUGCAUUUGGCGUCAUCACGGGCACCAAGCCGUGGGCCUGCGGCAUCGUCGGCUGGUUUCAGGGAAGUGCGUUCUUCAUGAUGACCGGUCUCCUCCACUAUCAAUGGGCUUCCAACCCCCGCCUUCUGCAGGAGCCCACUAACAAGGCCAUCGCGGUCAUCAUGAACGGAUUGCUGUGGGCGAGUUCUGCCUGGUACUUCCGGCACGGCAUCAAGGAGAAUGGCUGGGUGGUUGGGUUCGGCGCUGCGCUGCAGGCUUGGGCGGUCGCGAGGGCUUGGUUGAAGUACUAGUGUGGUGGUUGUCUUGGUUAGGGUAUAUAUGUAUCGUGUCUGCUGGAGGGAUGCUUGGGGUUUUGAUCUCGGGUAUUCCUCUUGUCUACUGUACGCAUGUAGACUUUUCAUUGAUGGAAUAUGAUACCUUCUAAACUGC